UCAGUCAACCCACAGCAGCCUCCGUCGACCCKGGUCACGUGACUGACCGAGUCCUCCGCCGACUUCUUCCCAUCUCUCCCACAGCCAUGGCGGUGUCGGAGAGCCGCGGAGAUGGAGUAAACAACACCGCUUCCACAUGCUAAUAUUUUUUUGUUUUAGUCGUAGCUUCAUGCUGGGCUGCAUUGUUGUCUGAAAUUACAAGAAAACAUCUCCCUGCUGCCCCCCGACGAUGACGGACCGCGGUGUUGAUCUGUCGGCUCUGCCUAAAGAGGUCAGGGACCAGCUGGCCGAGUUGGACCUGGAGCUGUCCGAAGGUGACAUCACCCAGAAGGGAUAUGAAAAGAAAAGGACUAAACUGCUGGCUCCUUACAUAAUCCAGACUCCAGUGGCACCCCCUAAGAAUGACGUGCAGCCUCCAGCUCCCAGUUCCUCCAGCCAGGCCCAUCCCCUCGCCAGCUCGUCCCGGUAUCGGGAACGUCGCUCCCGUAGAACACAUCGCAAUGGAGGAACCCGGGAUGACCGCUACAGAUCAGAUGUUCACAGUGAGGCUGUACAAGCUGCCCUGGCUAAACAUAAAGAGGAGAAAAUGGCACUUCCUAUGCCCACCAAGAGGAGGUCCACUUACGUGCAGUCGCCCAUCGAAGCUCGGACACCUCCAGACUCGUCAUCAGGUUCUGAAGACGAGACGUCCGCACGCAGACAGUCUUCAGUGGUCGCCCCCCCGCCUCCGGCCAACACCAGCUUGCAGAGCCCGGACUGUUGGAUCAACCGCUCCGCCCAGGGCUCCUCCACGUCCUCCUCUGCCUCGUCCACGCUGUCGCACGGGGAGGCCAAGCCUCAGCCUCAGAGCCAGCCGCAGCCUCAGUACAAGCCGCAGUACCAACCUCUGUAUCAGCCUCAGGAGCCGAGCCGCACCGCAGCCGUCACAGACAUGCUGGCUCACACUCGCAUCGCUCCACCUGAGAACAGCGCCCCCUCUCCUGACGUGACAGCCGUGGGCCCCACAAUGAGGGGCCCGCGGGUGGAUCUGCCCUCCAACGCCGUCGUUCGAGGGAUGAGUCGAGUGCAAAGCCGUUCGAGCAUGAUGGAGACCGCCGAUGGAAGAGGUAAUACGCAGAGAGUUCCUGUGAGCAGCAGAGUGUCCACAAAGAUCCAGCAGCUGCUCAACACGCUGAAGAGGCCCAAGAGGCCKCCGCUCAGCGAGUUCUUCACCGACGACUCCGAGGAGAUCGUCCAAGUUCCCCAGCCGGACCCCAACACGCCCAAGCCAGAGGGCCGCCAGAUCAUCCCGGUGAAAGGGGAGCCUCUGGGCGUCGUCAGUAACUGGCCCCCAGCCCUGCAGGCGGCAUUAGCUCGCUGGGGGGCCACUCAGGGAAAGAGCCCGGCUCUCACUGCUCUGGACAUCACAGGCAAACCUCUUUAUACACUGACUUACGGGAAGCUGUGGAGCCGCAGUGUGAAGCUGGCCUACACGCUUCUCAACAAGCUGGGCAACAAGAAUGAGCAAAUCCUCAAACCUGGAGACAGAGUGGCGCUGGUGUACCCAAACAGUGACCCCGGCAUGUUCUGGGUGGCCUUCUACGGCUGCCUCCUGGCUGAGGUCAUACCUGUACCUAUUGAGGUCCCACUGUCUCGGAAGGAUGCAGGGAUCAGCCAGGUGGGCUUCUUGCUGGGCAGCUGUGGUGUGGGUCUGGCUCUGACCAGUGAGAUCUGCCUAAAAGGUCUGCCCAAGACCCCCACCGGUGAAAUACUGCAGUUUAAAGGCUGGCCUCGAAUGAAGUGGGUGAUAACAGACUCAAAAUACCUGACGAAGCCGUCCAAAGACUGGCAGCCACACAUUCCCACCGCUAACACUGAUCCUGCUUAUAUAGAGUACAAAGCCAAUAAAGAGGGCACAGUUGUGGGUGUGGCUGUGUCUAAGGUGGCCAUGCUGACCCACUGCCAGGCUCUGACCCAGGCCUGCAACUACUGUGAGGGGGAAACCUUAGUGAACGUCCUGGACUUUAAAAAGGAUAUGGGCUUAUGGCAUGGAGUUCUCACGGCUGUAAUGAACAGGAUACAUACGAUAAGUGUUCCCUACGCAGUAAUGAAAGCUUGUCCCCUCUCCUGGGUGCAGAGGGUCCACAUCCAUAAAGCUCGUAUAGCUUUGGUGAAGUGUCGUGAUCUGCACUGGGCCAUGAUGGCUCACCGGGACCAGAGAGACGUCAGCCUAGCUUCUCUACGGAUGCUUGUUGUUGCUGAUGGUGCUAACCCUUGGUCGGUCUCUUCCUGCGAUGCCUUCCUGAAUCUGUUUCAGUCGCACGGCUUGAAGCCUGAGGUCAUCUGUCCCUGUGCCGCCUCUCCUGAGGCCAUGACAGUAGCUAUACGCAGACCGGGAGUCCCUGGCGCACCCCUCCCUGCCCGCGCCAUCCUCUCCUUGAGCGGCCUUAGCCACGGUGUCAUCAGGGUCAAUACAGAAGACAAGAACUCGGCUCUGACUGUACAAGAUGUGGGACACGUCAUGCCUGGAGCGCUGAUGUGUAUAGUCAGGCCAGACGGACCUCCUCAGUUGUGUAAAACUGAUGAGAUAGGAGAGAUAAUAAUUAAUUCUCGUGCUGGGGGCACAAUGUACUACGGCUUACCUGGACUCACCAAAAACACCUUUGAGGUGAUACCCGUCAAUGCUAAUGGAGUUCCCAUUGGAGAGAUUCCAUUUGUGCGGUCGGGACUCCUGGGCUUUGUUGGUCCAGGCAGUCUGAUCUUUGUGGUGGGGAAGAUAGAAGGUUUGCUGAUGGUUAGUGGGCGAAGACACAACGCGGACGAUCUGGUGGCCACUGCUCUCGCGGUGGAGCCUGUUAAGACAGUGUACCGUGGAAGGAUUGCAGUGUUUUCGGUCACAGUGUUCUACGAUGAGAGGGUUGUAAUCGUGGCAGAGCAGAGGCCAGACGCCAGCGAGGAGGACAGCUUCCAGUGGAUGAGCCGAGUGCUUCAGGCUAUCGACAGCAUCCACCAAGUGGGCCUCUACUGUCUGGCUCUGGUCCCGGCCAACACCUUACCCAAAACCCCCCUGGGUGGCAUCCACAUCUCUGACACCAAGCAGUUCUUCUUAGAUGGCAACCUGCACCCCUGCAACAUCCUGAUGUGUCCCCACACGUGUGUCACCAACCUGCCCAAACCUCGCCAGAAGCAGCCAGUUGGCGUCGGCCCUGCGUCCGUCAUGGUGGGAAACCUGGUGGCGGGGAAGCGGAUUGCCCAGGCGGCCGGCAGGGACCUUGGCAUGAUUGAAGACCAGGAUCUCGUCCGGAAGCUCUGUAUGUGGCCCACUGUGAUGCAUCAGUAUUUGACAGAAGCUUUACAGUGGAGGGCCCAGACAGACCCCGACCACGUGCUUUACGUUCUUCUUAACGCAAAGGGUGUAACGGUCGGCACAGCCACCUGUGUUCAGCUUCACAAGCGAGCUGAGAAGAUCGCCGCCGCGCUCAUGGAGAAGGGCAGCAUCAACACCGGGGAGAACGUCGUGCUGCUCUAUCCACCUGGCAUCGAUUUGAUUGCAGCCUUCUACGGCUGUCUCUACGCUGGCUGUGUUCCAGUAAACGUCAGGCCUCCUCACCCUCAAAACCUGGCAGCCACUCUGCCGACAGUCCGCAUGAUUAUUGAUGUCAGUAAAGCGGCGUGCAUCCUCACAACACAAAACCUCAUGAGGRCUCUGCGCUCCAAAGAGGCCGCAGCUUCCGUCAACAUCAAAACAUGGCCGACAAUCAUUGAUACGGAUGACCUUCCCCGCCGCCGGCCCCCACACAUCUACAAGCCGCCCACAGCAGAGAUGAUAGCUUAUCUGGACUUCAGCGUUUCCACCACAGGCAUGCUCACUGGCGUCAAGAUCUCUCACGCAGCAGUCAGUGCUCUUUGUCGCUCCAUAAAGCUUCAGUGUGAGCUCUACUCCUCUCGUCAAAUCGCCAUCUGCAUGGAUCCCUACUGUGGUCUGGGCUUUGUCUUGUGGUGCCUGGCGAGUGUUUACUCAGGUCACCAGUCCCUCCUGAUUCCUCCGUUUGAACUGGAGAGCUGCUUGUCUCUGUGGCUGAGCACGCUCAGUCAGUACCGCAUCAGGGACACCUUCUGCUCCUACUCUGUGAUGGAGCUCUGCACUAAAGGGCUGGGCACCCAGACCGAGUUACUCAGGGCUCGCGGUGUGAAUCUGUCGUGCGUCCGGAGCUGCGUGGUGAUAGCAGAGGAACGACCUCGCCUUGCUCUCACGCAGUCCUUCUCAAAGCUGUUUAAGGACGUGGGACUGUCCUCCAGGGCUGUCAGCACCGCCUUUGGCUCCCGGGUUAACCUCGCUAUCUGCCUGCAGGGCACAACUGGUCCUGAUCCGUGUACAGUGUAUGUGGACAUGAAGUCUCUGCGGCAUGACAGAGUGAGACUGGUGGAAAGAGGAGCGCCUCAGAGUCUUCCAUUAAUGGAGUCUGGCAAGAUAUUGCCAGGCGUUAGGGUGAUAAUUGUAAAUCCUGAGACCAGAGGUCCACUUGGUGAUUCUCAUCUGGGGGAGAUCUGGGUGAACAGUCCUCACAGUGCCAGUGGUUACUACACCAUCUACGGAGAGGAGAGUCUUCAGGCCGACCACUUCAACACCAAGCUCAGCUUUGGAGAUCCACACACUUUGUGGGCCAGAACUGGAUACUUGGGUUUUGUGAAGAGGACAGAGCUGUUGGGCGCCAGUGGUGAUCGGCAUGAUGCUCUGUUUGUGGUGGGCUCACUGGAUGAGACACUGGAGCUACGAGGGCUGCGGUAUCACCCUAUUGACAUUGAAACAUCAGUGUCACGAGCACACCGAAGUAUUGCUGAGAGUGCUGUGUUUACAUGGACUAACCUGCUGGUGGUGGUGUCAGAGCUGUGCGGUUCAGAGCAGGAUGCUCUGGACCUGGUGCCUCUGAUCACAAACGUGGUCCUGGAGGAGCACCACCUCAUUGUGGGCGUGGUGGUUAUUGUGGACCCGGGCGUCAUACCCAUCAACUCCAGAGGAGAGAAGCAACGUAUGCACCUUCGCGACUCGUUCCUCGCAGACCAGCUCGACCCCAUCUAUGUUGCCUACAACAUGUGAGGUGAUUUGGGUUUGUUUCACGAUCAUCCGCCGUCUUCGGCAGCACGGUGGCUCGGCAGAGGGUGUGAAACGGGGGAAAAAAGCAUGAUGCACCGACACGCAGCCCUGUGUGACACCAGCAUUUCUUGGCCACUGCAUGUCUGUGACCAGAUCUGCCACAUUUGGGGUUAUUCACUGUGUUUUUAUACAAUGAUCAAACUUUGCAAAUGAGACAGGGGUAACGUGCUACAAAAGGGAAAAAAAAGUAAUGUUCCGCUGUUUUUUUUUUUUUUUUUUUUUUUUUUUUUUUUUUGAGAGAAAGAGAAAAAAAACACAACAGUCACUUUUAUAUAAAAAUACUAUAGUCAUGUCUUAGUGAAAAUCUGUCUUCUCAGUCAUUAAUUAACACAAAUCUCUUUUUUGAGUCCAUGAAAUGCAUCUAAAAUUAAAUCAACUUUAAAUAUUUUUACAUACAAAUUUUACACGAAUGCAUGUUCUUACUCCUCAUCAUUUCUCUGCAUGGAUAAAUAAGAGGGCAAGCUAUGAGAACAGACGUCUGUUUUAACCAGACUACCCCCCCCCCCCCAUACUGAAGCCAAAUAGAUUUUCCUGCUCUGAUAUCUUUCCUGCCUUACAAAACUUCAGCCAUACAUUCCUCUCUUAACUUUUAUUGACUUUUGCUAUCAAUGGCUGUUCAUUCUUUGAACUAAUAACGUAAAUUCUAACAGAUAUUAAAAAAAGGAUCAAAAUAAGAGGAAAGAGGCCAUAUUCUGUACUGUAACAAUGAGUGUCUCCUUGUAUUUUAGAUACUGUACGUUGCUGUAUAUAUGUUUUUAUUUGUAUAAAUGUACAAACGCUUUACUCACAUCUCUCAGCUGGUGAAGUACUUAGCUCAGAGACCAUAUUAGUAGCAGAAAGAGGAUUGUAAAUACGAUUUAUUGGUUAAAAGUACUUUUGGCGUGGCGUAUUAGCUGUGAGGGAGGGUGAGGAUAAAUAACUUUAAAACAUUGUUAGUGGUAUAGUUAAAAAAAUUGCACUUUUUUCAAAAAUAGUCUAUUUUAAUAUAACAAUGAGGCAUUAUAGCUGAUGAUACGGGAGCAUGUCAGAUGUUUGAAGAAUCUGAGUGGAGGAACUUUGUGAGUUUACUGCUAUCACUGAUAAAGUCAGGAAAUUUCCCUGUAAUUGUCUGUGGAGAAAACUAAAACCAACGUUAUGACUGUUUGCAGGCUACGGAGCCCAUCUGGUGACAGUGGAUUAAAAAAAAUAUCCUGUGACCAUGCGGUAAUAACACGUGGUCACACAAUAAUUAUGCCAUGGCCACAUGAUAAUAAUGUGUGGCUACACGAUAAUUAUGUCAUGACCAUGAGAUCUUAUGUUAUUGUGUCACUGGAUGGGCACUGUAGCAGGCUGCUAGGUUACUUUGUAAAAAAAAAAACCUGUCCAUUUUCAUCUAAUAUCCAUUGCCUUUAUGUUGCCAAACAGGCAUGAACUUCUCAGUUUGUACAACAUAACGGAACGUUAACGGGUUUAGUCUGUUUCCUCUCAGCACUCACAUGUUCAGACUGUGUUUGUGCAACUUUGUAAAUAAUUAAUUUGAACUCCAGAAGCAUUAAUGUAUGUAUUGUAGUCAGCAGAAGCAAAUCAACAUGUGUCAUAGCCCAUUUUUCUGCAGUGAAGAACCCCUAACAUAAACCUGUUUUGUAGAGGAUGUUAUCCAUUAAAGAUAAACGAGAAUAAUAAUCAUUUCUUUAUGCAUUUUGCACUGGAGGAUGUAAAGAAGAUUUUACUGUGUGGACUAAAACUCACCAUUUUAUGUGACAUUAAAAAGAUAGUUCAUUUCUUUUUAAGUGGGGUUCUGUGGAAAGGUUAAGAAUAAUUAUUAUCUUACCUGUUGUAGAUGGCUGUUCAGACACCCUUUGUUUGGAGAAAUAAUUUAUUCUGACUGGAAUAACAAGCUAAAGGCUAAUCAGAGUGGACCCCAGACCAAAGUGGAUUGGUCCCAAAACAACUCCACUGGAAGUUUGACAGCUAGUUGUUGCCUUUACUAAUUGCACAAAUUAAAUAGAAUUUGUUAUAAAGAACUAAUCUGAAACCAACAACAUAAAUGUUUAUUAAACAGUGGUUGCAUGAACUUCUAUUGUUUUUGUGGGGAUUGGAAGUUGUUUCAUGACAACAGCAAUCCAGUUUAAUCUGGUCCCUGCUUGGACUAAUGGUUAAUUCAUAAUCAUGGUCAGAAUUAAAUUCUAGUUCUCAAACUGAGGUCAUUCAAGACCUAUCUACAGCAGGUGAGAUACUGAACCCCAAUUUAAAAAAAAAAAUUGUACUGCUUCAAGGGUGUUGAAUAUUUAUUUGACAAAUACAGCUUGACAUAAGGUUUUAGUCUACCUUUAAAAAGGUCCAAUAGCACUUGUUCAUCUUAGCUUUAACAUUGUGUCCUGCAGCUGCAGCAGAAUGUUGACUCAGCCAAGAAGAAAAUGGCUUGAAAGACAUGUCAUUUUGAGGCACAAGUAGAUCAGCAGGUAUGAAACUGGACAUUCAGGGAGUUAAACUCACACGACAGGGAUGGGCCAGGUGGUCCCAUAAUGCAAUCUGUGAACGAGACCCUUUUAAUGUGGAUGUUUGUCAAAAUAAAUCUCUGAAAUUAUCACAGAUCUUGCAAACCUAAAGAGCUAAAAAAAAAAAAAAAAGGAGGGAUUAUGAAAAAAAGAGUCCAUCUCUUCUCUGAGAAGUCUGCAAGGGCUUCUUCUGAUUCUUGCUCAUUAUUUUUCAACAUCACAGUUCUUACACACUAUGCAAUCCUAAUGAUGGUGCAAUUUAAUUUCAGAGCAUACAUAGAGGAAUAAACAAGACGCUAAUAUUUUUGUUAUUACUAAGAGGGACUGAUGAAAUUCAACUUGUAGUGUACUUGAGACUGUAUUCAUCUCUCUUAACUCAAUAUUUUGUGUWUGCACUCUUUGUAUGUUGUAUUUUAAUUAUUUGGUGAAAUUUACACUUGCUUCAAAAAAAGAUGUGCUCUACUAUUGACCUUUUAACUAAUAAAGAUGUUUUUAAUCUCAUAGUUAAAAAAAAACAAGUGGUACGCAUUUUAUUUUGUACUUUGGUUUUGUUUUGUUUUAUAUUUUAUGUAUCGGUAAUACAGAAUAAACAGAUGCGUUUAAUCACUUAA
Molecule: messenger RNA, 8222 nt
Organism: Austrofundulus limnaeus
Lineage: Eukaryota; Metazoa; Chordata; Actinopteri; Cyprinodontiformes; Rivulidae
Gene: dip2bb
Product: disco-interacting protein 2 homolog Bb
Exons: 40
Coding region: 230-5077 (1615 amino acids)
Source: RefSeq, a predicted model, not a curated record